AGGAAGUUAGAAUGCCAAGAUUUUAAUUUACUUUUCACAAUAACCCUCAUUUUUGGGCAUUGGCAGGUUCCAUUCUUCUCAGAGAUGGAUGAUCAGUUACUUGAUGCAAUAUGCGAGCGUCUGGUCUCCUCACUGAGCACUGAAGGUACCUACAUUGUUCGCGAGGGUGACCCCGUCACAGAGAUGCUUUUUAUUAUCCGGGGGAGACUAGAAAGUUCUACUACAAAUGGAGGUCGGACUGGGUUCUUCAAUUCCAUUACAUUGAGACCUGGAGAUUUUUGUGGGGAAGAGCUACUUGCCUGGGCUUUGCUUCCAAAAUCAACUCAGAACUUGCCUUCUUCAACUAGGACUGUUAGAACACUCGCUGAAGUUGAAGCAUUUGCAUUGCAAGCUGAAGAUCUCAAGUUUGUAGCCAACCAAUUUAGGCGCCUCCACAGUAAGAAGCUACAGCAUACAUUCCGUUUCUAUUCCCACCAUUGGAGGACGUGGGCGGCCUGCUUUAUUCAGGCGGCUUGGCGGCGCUACAAGAGGAGGAUGAUGGCAAGAGAUCUCACUUCGAUGGAGUCAUUUGCUUUGGAUGAGAGAGCAGUUGGUGAGACUAGCCAGGAGCAGCAGGAUGGUUCGAAUCCUUCUGAGCCAAAACCAAACAUGGGGGUCACAAUAUUGGCUUCAAGGUUUGCUGCAAACACUAGAAGAGGAGUUCAGAAGAUUAAAGGUGUGAGCCUGCCUCAGUUACAGAAACCUGAAGAGCCUGACUUCUCUGCUGAGCCAGAUGAAUAGUUGCUAUUUUGUAUCACCUAGAGGUAUAUACAGCAACUACACAUUUCACUGCAAAGAGAAGAUGACUCAGAUAUGCACUCCAAAAACUGUUCCAAAUGGGGCCUGAAAUCCACAUUGUCCACGUCCCUAAUCCUAUGCAUCUUCUGCCAAUUGGAGACAGAGAUUGUAUUGUAUUAAGAGAAGGGGAAGGGAAAGCUGAGUCUUCCUUUUUGUAUGUGUAAUUUAUAACAUUGUAGUAAUGUUGUUAUUUUGUACUAUAUCACUAUAUCUUCUUUGGUUGUACGACUAGGAGCUUUAGAAUCAACUCUCAGUUGAUGAUCUAUUAGCCAGUUCAACUGCUGUGGACCCUAUGAUUUGCAAGUAAAAUGAUUUCUCAAAUUUGCCUA
Molecule: messenger RNA, 1166 nt
Organism: Camellia sinensis
Lineage: Eukaryota; Viridiplantae; Streptophyta; Magnoliopsida; Ericales; Theaceae
Source: RefSeq, a predicted model, not a curated record